AUGAAUUAUAGUGUAACAGCUGGUGGUAAACGUUUACGACCAUUAUUAAUGAUGAUGAUAUCUGAUUUAUUUAAUUUAGAAUUAAAAAGUAUUUUACCAUUAGCUUGUGGA
Adineta ricciae is the source of this 111-nucleotide messenger RNA. The record is from the annotation of a GenBank genome assembly. Lineage: Eukaryota; Metazoa; Rotifera; Eurotatoria; Adinetida; Adinetidae.